Paramecium pentaurelia is the source of this 911-nucleotide messenger RNA. The record is from the annotation of a GenBank genome assembly. NCBI's taxonomy places the organism in Eukaryota, Ciliophora, Oligohymenophorea, Peniculida, Parameciidae.
UAUGCAGUCCAAUAAUCCUAAACUUGGGUUGAUUUCAAAUUAAUCUAAUUAGAAAUACACAGAUACUUAAUAAGAGAAUGAUGUAUUUGAAUUGUAAGAUUUUGGAGAUGAUUCAGAUCAAAUUCAAUUUGACGAUACAAGUAAAUACUUAAAUAAUUAACUAGUAUGCUAAAAUAAGGCUAUUGUAUUGGCUAAUCUUGAUUAAGAACCAAUAACAAUGGUUACAUCUAAUAAUAGGUCAAAUUAAAGUUAAUAAGUUAAUUAGAAAAGCUAAUUUUAAGCAUCCUAUCCUAUUAAGUAAUAAGUUCCAUAAGUAUUUAUUAUUUGGUUAUAUGUUUAUAGUAUCAAAUGUAAAAUUCUAAUAAUUAAACAAAUUAAAAUUGUUUUGGGACUUUUUCUAAAGAAGAAAGAGAACAAAGUAAUUCCAAUUAAAUUUCUUAAAUUCAAAAUGAAAAUGUUAAUACAACUAAGUGAGAAUUUAAGUUAAAAUUUAGUUAAACAUAAUCAACAUGCAUGUUUUGUUAGAUUCCAUAAAUGAUUCCAAAAAAUAAAAAUGUUUUUAUAUGUUACAAUUGCAAAUAGAUUAAUAAAUUGAUAUUUGCCUAUUUUAUUUGUGGUACUUGUAGAUUGACUGUUAUGUAUCAAUAAGGAAGUAUAUAUAUUAUAUUAUUUAAGUUUCAAAUCUAAUUAACUGUACUAAUUGUAUGAGUAUCAAUUAUGUACAACAACCAAAUCUUCCAAAUACAUUCUCAUAAGUCAAAUUUCCAACAAUAUAGGUUUAAUACUUAGUUAAUUAAACUUAAACUAUAUCCACUAUAUCUAAUUAAUAGUAAGGAUAAGGAAUUUAAUAAUAGCAAUAAAGAAAUCAAGUUUCGGAUCUUGAAGCUGAAUUUAAGGAAUUAACUAACUGA